AUGUCCAAGUCGUACGAUUCGCAUCCCAUAAGUUUUUCUCCAAGACGACCAAGAAAAAGAAAAUUUCCCAAGUCUCGAUUCAAACAUAGCCAUUCACUAAACCGAGUCCGAGGACAUUCACGGGCCGCUGCAAGGGAACGACUAUUGGAAUUAAGUCGUCCGGCUAAAUCGGUGUCUUUGUCACCGAACUACGCUUCAAUUAAAUGGAAUCCACCAUUACGACGUGAACAUGUGAAUUUGGACAAGACACAUCAGAAACAAUACGUCCCGGUGCUUAUGGAGUCGGUGGAAAAAUUGGCUUGUUUAUUCCCCCCGAACGGUACAGAGAAACAAGAAUCCGAUACAGAAUUGACUAUUUAG
Messenger RNA from Echinostoma caproni, 360 nucleotides. The record is from the annotation of a GenBank genome assembly. NCBI's taxonomy places the organism in Eukaryota, Metazoa, Platyhelminthes, Trematoda, Plagiorchiida, Echinostomatidae.